Messenger RNA from Zea mays, 2212 nucleotides. RefSeq names its product F-box protein At1g47056-like. The transcript has 2 exons. The record is from RefSeq and is a predicted model, not a curated record. Gene Ontology annotation, cellular component: SCF ubiquitin ligase complex. NCBI's taxonomy places the organism in Eukaryota, Viridiplantae, Streptophyta, Magnoliopsida, Poales, Poaceae. Gene Ontology annotation, biological process: SCF-dependent proteasomal ubiquitin-dependent protein catabolic process. Gene Ontology annotation, molecular function: protein binding. The coding region runs from base 317 to 1957 and encodes 546 amino acids.
CCAGCCCAAGACAGCCCCGAACCGGCACCGUCUCCUACUCUCCUUCUCUGGUGCGGGUCUGCGGGAUGCACGGCCCUGCCAUGCCAACGCCAUCCCCGCCGGCCGCCGCAUCACCACCUACACCCACCUGAAGAACGCCGUACCAAUAAACUCUCUCGGGCUCGAUACUUUCCCCAUCUCCCAUCCCAUCCUCCGAUUUCCCUUCCCACGCCGUCCCCCCACCCCCCAGAUCGGCAAAUCCGCCCGCACCUGCUCUGCGCGCGUCGCGCGUCCCGGAUGGCCAUCGUCUCCUCCGCCCGACUCGUGGUUCCGUAGCAUGGGCCACUCCCCCUCUUCCCUUUCCAAAUCCGGCCCCUCCUCUCCACCGCGCCGCAGCAGGUCAUUCUCCCCCAUGGCGCCGCCGCAGCAGCUGCUGCUGACCGCGCCGUUGCAGGUCGCUGCGGGGGGCAGCGGCAGCGACUCGUCCUCCUCGUUCGCGCCCCCCGCUCGGGACUACACCCAGGACCUGCCCGACGAGAUCCUCGCGCUGGUAUUCGCGUCGCUCUCGCCCACCGACCGCAACGCCUGCUCCCUCAUCUGCUCCCGAUGGAUGGAGGUCGACGCCACCACGCGCCACCGGCUCUCCCUCGACGCCCGCGCCGCGCUGGGGAACGCGGCCACCGCGCUGUUCUCGCGGUUCACGGCUGUCACGAAGCUCGCGCUCCGCUGCGCGCGCGACUCAGGAUCGGACAGCCUCUCCGACCACGGUGCUGCGGCGCUGGCCGCCGCGCUUCCCUCGGAGCGCCUAGCCAGGCUCAAGCUCCGCGGUCUAAGGCAGCUCUCCGACGCCGGGCUAGCCUCCCUCGCUGCCGGCGCGCCAGCGAUCCGCAAGCUCUCUAUUGCGUCCUGCACCUUCGGACCCAGGGCAUUCGUCGCGGUGCUCCAGUCGUGCCCCCUCCUCGAGGACCUCUCCGUCAAGCGCCUCCGCAGCGUAGCAGACACGUCCGGUGCCGCCAGUUCCAUUGCUGAGGAGAUCAAGUUUCCACCGGCUUUAUCCCUGCGUUCGGUUUGCGUCAAGGAUCUAUAUAACGCUCUGUGCUUUGUGCCGCUUGUGGCGUCCUCACCGAACCUCCGCUCCCUCAAGAUACUGCGGUGCUCCGGCGCCUGGGACCUGCCAUUGGAGGUCAUCGCUGCACGUGCUCCUGGCCUUGUUGAGCUUCACCUUGAGAAGCUACAGGUUGGCGACCGUGGGCUUGCGGCGCUUUCCGCCUGUGCCAAUCUGGAAGUUCUGUUCCUUGUCAAGACCCCUGAGUGCACUGAUUCAGGCAUCAUCAGUGUUGCCGAGAAGUGCCACAAACUCCGCAAACUGCAUGUGGAUGGGUGGCGCACAAACAGGAUUGGGGAUUUCGGACUCAUGGCUGUGGCACGAGGAUGUCCAGAUCUGCAGGAGCUCGUUUUGAUAGGGGUCAACCCCACCGUGCUGAGCCUUCGGAUGCUUGGUGAGCACUGCCGGUUGCUGGAACGGCUGGCACUUUGUGGGUGUGAAACUGUGGGUGAUGCUGAGAUCAUUUGCUUGGCUGAGCGAUGGGCUGCGCUCAAGAAGCUCUGCAUCAAGGGUUGCCCUGUGUCAGAUCGUGGGAUGGAAGCACUAAAUGGGGGGUGCCCCAGUUUAGUCAAGGUGAAGCUGAAGAGAUGUCGUGGAGUGUCAUACGAGUGCAUUGAGAACCUGAAGGUUACUAGGGGGGAGUCAUUUUCCAUCAGCUUGGAUGUUGUAUUGGAGCAUGAUGCCGGGAGCACUAGUGAAAAUGGUGCACAAGAGAAUGGACAGACACAAAUUACAGAGCUGGCCGGUCAAAUGACAGGCAUGGACCUCCUCACCAAUGCCGCUGGCACACAAUCAUCGAUUCAUACCAUUAACAGGAUGAGGAGUGUCAUGUCAGCGAUCCGGCGUAGGUUUGGCAAUCCUCUGCCACCAUGAUGAUUCCAUGCCCAUAAGACCAAGAUUGAUUAUUCAAAUGACGGUUGCUGAAAAAUUCUACAUGACUAUAUUAUUACUCUAUUCCAUAACAAAGAAAAGCUAGAACGAUCUUUUUGUCAAAGGGUACAGCAACCAAUGCGUUUGCUGGCAAAAACUGGUGGUUGAAAGGGGGAUUAUGUACUUAUGCUCAUCUCAGCCUAUAUGAUAAAAUGUACUGCGCCCUCCUUCCCUAAUUGCACUUCUUAGUGUUGUUCA